Messenger RNA from Vanderwaltozyma polyspora DSM 70294, 1086 nucleotides. It is a transcript of the gene TAF3, whose product is annotated as Taf3p. The coding region runs from base 1 to 1086 and encodes 361 amino acids. The record is from RefSeq and is a predicted model, not a curated record. NCBI's taxonomy places the organism in Eukaryota, Fungi, Ascomycota, Saccharomycetes, Saccharomycetales, Saccharomycetaceae. Gene Ontology annotation, molecular function: protein heterodimerization activity. The transcript has a single exon.
AUGACUUCGAAUGCAGAAUUCUUCUUUGGCUUAGUCCGGAUAUCAAUGCUACAACUAUUGAAGGCACACGGGUUCGAUAAAUGUAAACCAAGUACUGUCAAUACUGUCACAGAUCUAUAUAUUCGGUUUCUAGAACUUUUUAUGAAUGAAAUUACGAAAAUGGCCGAUUCAAGACAAGAUGAAGACGAUACAGUGGCAUUGCAGGAUAUUACAUUAGCAAUGCAAAAUUUAGGUAUAAUUAAACCAGUAGAUAUGCUGGAUGUGUAUGAUGAAAACCCAGAAUUGCCAAGCGAUUUAGGCUUACAAAAAUUUAAAGAAUGGUGUCUAUACAACUUUCAUAGAAAAGACGAAGUGCAAGUUUCAUUACCAACUACAGACCUAUUGUAUACAGAAAAUAAAUCUACGAAACCAUUGUCAUUAAUACCUGAAUAUAUUAAUCAAAUACAAAAUAAAAACGGAGAAGGGAAAUCUAAUGAAGAAGACCAAUUACUAGAAGAACUAGUCAAUAAUGGUGAUUUCGACAAUUGGAUAAAAUUUGUGGCUAUAAAACAAAGAGUCAAUAUGUAUAAAAAAAAUUCAAAAAAUUUACCACAAUCUUUGGAAUCUCUGCCGCAUAUUCCCGGUCUAAAAUAUACAUUUCUAGAGAGAAAUAAUGCAUCUUUAAAUUUCCCAAAUAACGAUCUAAUACCGAGUGUCCCCUUGGAUGAAGAAAGCAUGGAAAACGACGAUAAUACUCCUGAGUAUAUUAAAAAAGGCUCAAAAUUGUUAAAUAAACUACCCAUUAUGAUGCACGAAACAAGACUAGAUAAUAUAGUGCUGUCUUUUGAAAAUGAAAUAUAUGAUGAUGAAAAUAUAGAACCUCAAAAUGAUGAUAAUGAAAUUAAACCAAUGGACAUCAGUAAUGAAGACGCAAUUGAAGACGACAUUGAAGAUAAUAGAAUAAAUUUCAUGGAAGUUCCUGAAAGUACAGUUGGUAGUUUCUCAUUGGACGCUAAUAUGAAUACUCAAUUUGCAGAAAUGGAAGAUAUGGAUAAUACUUUCCAAAGGAGAGAUUCAUUGGAUUUCCAUGAUCGUCCCCAUUUCUAA